ACUGUGAUGACUGAUCCUGUGCAGUGACAUCUGCCCGGCAAGUGACCGGGACACACGGCCCUCGACUCAGGACUUCUCCUUUCUCAUCCAAUCCGGGCUUAAGAGCCUCUUACGACAAUGAAGAUAGUCCUCACCGGCAGCACGGGCUUCAUCGGCAGCGAGAUCCUCAAACAAUGCAUCGCCCACACCUUCAUCUCCCACAUCUACGUCCUCACCCGCCGUCCGCUCGACAAUCGCUUCUCCCACAAAAAGGUCACCCAGCUCCUGCACGAGGAGUUCGAGACCUAUAGCCCCGAGCUCCUCGAUCGACUCCGUGAAGAAGGCGUAGAAGCCUGUAUAUGGUCGCUAGGAGGUAGCGUGCAGCAGUUCAAGGACCUCGAUGAAGCAAGAAGAGUUGGUGUGAAUUAUCCUGUUGCUGCAGCGGAGGCUUUCGCGGGACAUUUGGCUACGGCGUUGGAGCCGCAUACCGGGUUUCCGGAGAAGAGUCCUGCCGCUGGGGAGAAGAGGUUUCCGUUCCGGUUUGUUUUUAUAUCGGGCUGGGGAGCGGAGGUUGAUCAAUUUCGAAGACUGUGGAUGUAUGCCGACAGUCGAAAGAUCAAG
Zymoseptoria tritici IPO323 is the source of this 600-nucleotide messenger RNA. RefSeq lists its product as uncharacterized. The annotation marks the transcript as partial. The record is from RefSeq and is a predicted model, not a curated record. NCBI's taxonomy places the organism in Eukaryota, Fungi, Ascomycota, Dothideomycetes, Mycosphaerellales, Mycosphaerellaceae. The transcript has a single exon.